CGCAACGGCGGCAGCAGCGGCGGCGGCGGCGGCCCCCGCCCGAGCCCCAGUGCAGCAAAGAUGGCUGCGUUCGCCAGGCAACGCCGGAGCUGCUGACCCUCAGGCCCGGCCGGGAGGAGCGCCCACCGCCCGCCCAGAGAGAGAGAGAGAGAGAGGGAGAGAGAGAACGAGAGAGACGGAGGGAUGCAGCUGGCCGCCUUCGGCCCACCGCGGAGCCCCGCCGGCCGUUGAAAGAAAAAAGAAAGAAAGAAAAAAUAAAACCAACGGCGGCGGCGGCGGCGGCAGCUCCCGGGAUAGCCGAAGGCUUCCCUCAGCGAAAGGGGGUCGGGGGCCUUCUCGGGAGGCGAAUGGAAGCCCCCGCCGGGCUUCUCCCGCUGAGCCGCCCUGCGCGGCCCGGCAGCUAGGCGGCCCCGGGAGCAACAGUUGCCAAGCUCGCGGCGUAACUUUGUAGCGAGUCGGAGGAGGAAAUCCGCCCUGAGGAGAAGGCAUUGAAGGAAGGAAGGAAGGAAGGAAGGAGGGAAGGAAGGCCGGCCCCUUGCCUUCCCCUCGCUGCCUUCCCUGCCUUGGCUCUGGCCGGGCGCGGGUGGGCGAGGGCCGCGUGGGAGCCCCGCGCGGCGCCCAUUGUCUGAGGGGCGAAAAGUUGCGGAGCUCCCUGGGCGGGUAGGAGGGGCCUCCUCCUCCUUCUCCUCCCUCCAUCGGAGGAAGGAAGGCAGGAAAGGAAAGAAGGAAGGAAGGAAAGAAAGAAAAAGAAAGAAAGAAAGGACAGAGGAAGGGAGGAAAGAAAGGAAAGGAAGACCAGAGACAGGGAGGGAAGGAGGAAGGAAAGAAAGGAGGGAGAAAAAAAGGGAAGGAGAGGAGGGAAAGAAAGAAAGGACAGAAGGAGGGAGGGAGGAAAAAAAGAAAAGCAAGGAGGGAAGAAGGAAGGAAGGAAGGAAAGAAAGAGGACAGAAGGAGGGAGGGAGGGAGGAAACAAGGAAAGAAAGAAGGGAAGGAGGAAGGAAGGAAAAAAAGAAAGGAGGAGGGAGGAAGGAAGGAAAAAAAGUAGGAAGGAAAGAAAGUGAGAGAGGAAGGAAGGAAAGAAGGAAAAGAAAAGAAACGAAGCGGGGCCGCCGUUCGCCAGAACAGCAGCUGCAGCCGCCCUCCAGCAUCUCCUCCUCCUCCUCCUCCUUGCCGCCGCCGCCGCCGCCAUCGCGGGCCGGGGAGUCGCGGAGCUUCGGGCCGGGGAGACUCACGCAGGGCCCCGGCGGUUGCGGCGGCGGCGGCGGCGGCUGCCAUGGAGCCCAAGCACAAAGAGCUGCUGGCCCAGUGUCAGCAGAGCCUGGCGCAGGCCAUGACCGAGGUGGAGCAGGUGAUCGAGCUGCUGGAGGCGGCGGCCGUGCUCAGCCCCCGCGACUUGCACCAGCUGCGGGAGGCCGGCCUGAGGCCGGCCGCCGGGGGAGAAGGCGAGGAAGGCGGCGGCGGUGGAUCUAGCGAGCCGAUCCCGGCCAGCGUGGGCAAGGCCGAGCUGCUCCUCCAGCUGCUGCUAGCCAAGGAGCGGGAUCACUUCCAGGACUUGCGGGUGGCGCUGGAGAAGACCCAGCCUCACCUGCUCUCCAUCCUCUACCUGAACACCCAGGAGGUGCAGCCGGGAGAGUCGGCAGGAUCAACGUAUAGCGUUCUUUCUAUAAUGCCUUCGGAUUCUGAAAGCAGUAGUUCUCUCAGCAGUACUGGCACAACGGGAAAAACAUCGUCACCCCCACCUCCAUCGGCGGAUGUGAGGCAGAUGAGCGAAAAAGUGGAGACCAUUUUGUUUCAGCUUCGCCAAGUGACCCGCGAGAGAGAUGAGCUCCGCAAACGUCUCGCCCUGUCCUCACCCGGGUCAACCUUCGAUGACUGCAGGCCUAACCCCAAACCAAACCACGAUUACGAAAGGUUGAAGAUACAGUGCAUGAAGGCCAUGUCGGAUCUACAGUCCCUACAGAACCAGCACACCAAAACGCUAAAGAGAUGUGAAGAAGCUGCUAAGGAAGCUGAUUUCUAUCAUACGUUACACAGCCGCCUGCUGAGCGACCAGUCCCAGCUGAAGGAAGACAUGGACACCUUAAAGAGGAAAAACAGCCAGUUUGUACGGGAGCACAAUCACCUCCAGCAGUUAUGUGAGGAAAUGAAGAGACUUCACGAGGAGGAUCAGAAGGAAAUAACAAACUUACGCAGCCAACAACAGCAGGUUAUGAAGCAGAAUGGGUCAUCGGAAAUCUUGAACAAACUCUACGAUACAGCGAUGGAUAAGCUUGAAGUCGUGAAGAAGGACUACGAUGCACUAAGAAAGCGGUACAAUGAAAAAAUAGCCAGUCACAACAGUGAUCUGAGCCGGUUAGAGCAAACGGAAGAAGAAAACAAACGUCUCCAGAAACAGAUGGACAUGUUGAUGAAGCAGAGGGACACGGCGGUCCAUUUUCAGCAGCAAUGUUCCACUUCUCUGAGAAGAUUUGAGACGAUACAACAAGAACUGACCAAAGCCACAGCCCAGAACAAGGAGCUGCAGAGAGAGAUGGAACGGCUGCAGUCAGAAGCCACGAGGUAUAAAACGGUGCAGCUGAAGGCCGCCAAGGAUGCCGAGAAGUACAAGGAAGAACGGGACUCGGUUUUCAGCGAGUAUCGCCUCAUCAUGAGCGAGAGGGAUCAAGUGAUCAAAGAGGUAGAUAAACUUCAAACGGAGCUGGAGCUGGCAGAAUCGAAACUGAAAAACACAUCGUCAGAGAAAAAAGUGGCCAGUGAGGAAAUGGAAGCAUUAAGACAGGAGCUGAAUUCCGCUCUGGUGGAACGAGACCGAGCCAUCUGUGAAAGGAACGAGCUCUUAGAAAAAUACUGCCACGAAGUGAAGGACAAGGCAGAGGCCCAGAAGGAGCUGGACCAGGUGUGUAAGGAUAUUGAGACAGUGAAGGAAGAGAGGGAUGUAGCCAGGAAGGAGAGAACGGAAGCCAUCAUCCAGAGAGACCAUCUAUUAAGAGAAUACUAUCAAGCUCGCCAGAUCCAAGAUUCGGCCACUUUGGAUAUAGAAAGAGCGAACAAAGAAAUAGAAAUGCUUCGGAAGCAGUACGAGGCCAUGUCACAGGAGUUAAAAGAAGCCACACAGGAGGCGGAAGUAGCCAAAUGCAGGCGAGACUGGGCAUUCCAGGAACGGGAUAAAAUCGUUUCGGAGCGAGAGAGCAUAAGGACUUUGUGUGAUAACCUGAGGCGGGAAAGAGACCGAGCCGUGAGUGACUUGGCGGAGGCUCUUCGUAAUCUGGAUGACAUGAGGAAGCAGAAGAACGAUGCCGGACGUGAAUUGAAGGAACUGAAAGAGAAGAUGGAGAAUCAGUUGGAAAAAGAGGCAAGGUUUCGACAGCUGAUGGCGCAUAGUUCCCACGAUUCCGCUAUUGAUACAGAUUCAAUGGAGUGGGAAACAGAAGUAGUAGAGUUUGAGAAAGACAGGGAGGACAUGGAUUUGAAGGCCCUUGGUUUUGACGUGGCCGAAGGAGUGAACGAACCUUACCUUCCUGGAGACUGUGGAAUUUUUGUUACCAAAGUCGAUAAAGGAAGUAUUGCAGAUGGGCGAUUAAGGGUGAAUGAUUGGCUCCUGAAGAUAAAUGACGUGGACCUCACCAACAAAGACAGAAAGCAAGUAAUAAAAGCAGUCCUUAAUGGCGGAGGAAUUAUCAAUAUGCUGGUCCGCCGAAGAAAGUCCUUAGGAGGGAAAGUGGUAACUCCGCUGCACAUCAACCUUUCAGGCCAUAAAGAUAGUGGAAUUGGUCUGGAAAAUGGAAUCUUUGUCGCCACUGUAACGAGUGGCAGUCCAGCUGCCAAGGAUGGAUCCCUCACUGUGGGAGAUAGGAUCAUUGCUAUAAACGGCAUUGCACUAGAUAAUAAGUCACUGACCGAAUGUGAAGCUCUUCUGCGAAACUGCAGGGAGUCCCUUACGCUUUCGUUAAUGAAGGUUUAUCCUCAGAGCUCAAGUUCCUCUUGGAGUGGGCAGAACAUAUUUGAAAACCUUAAGGAUUCGGAGAAGAUCUCCAAUGGCCGGGUUCACGCAUCCGAAGUACAAGUUCAAAAUAAAAGAAACUUAAAGCACAACAGUUCAACCCAAACGGAUAUUUUCAACCCAAACAUAAUGGAUGUCAAGAAGGACCAGAGCGAUCAAGAGAACGGUUUAUACUGCAGUCUGAAACCGUUCUCCAGUAGUGUUUUACAUAGUGACUCCCAUCGGAACACGGCCCACGAGUGCCACAGUAAUUCGGAACACAGCCUCGAAUCCUUUGGUCCAGACGGGUAUGGAGACCCAAGUUAUGGGAUAGUGAACUUGGACAACCAGAGGCUUUCCUUUGAUCCCACAGUUGCGGACUGCAUUGUUCUGGAGAGCGCGUUAGACAAAGGACCAGGUGGGAAGCACAGUGGUGGCACGUGGCCCAAAGUCGUGGUCAACAUAGCUCCGGCAGAAACGGAAAAAUUCUCAGUGUACAAAAAGCCCAAACAAAGAAAAUCCAUCUUUGACCCGGACACUUUCAAAAGACCUCUGACGCCUCCCAAAAUGGAUUAUCUGUCUCCCAAUCCAAUGUUGGGAUUGUCAGCCCAAUCUUCAAAACCAGAAGCCAUCUCCACUCCUCCAACGCCUCCGACCAGAAGCGAUUCCAUUAAAUUUAAACACAAACAGCAGGCCAGUUCUGCCUCGGAGUCUACCGUGACAAUGGGCUCCCCCCCUCCUAGUCCAGCUGCAGUCCAGCCCCCGCUUUCCAUUGAACUGAAGCCAGACUCUUGUCUUCUCAAGGGGCGAGGUAGACCUUCAGGACAUUACUACAGGGAAGAGGGGGUAGAUCCCGGACAUUUGCCCUCGAGAAAAUCCUGUGAAGAGGACGUUGGCUUUCAAAGAGUGGAAGAGCCUGAAAUCAAAAGGCCAAGACCCAAAUCUGCUCCCGCCUUCAGGCAUAAACUAACCCCCGUGCCCAUUCCUAAUCCAUCUCAGCAGGUACAGAAAUACAUUCCAGCGAGUGAAGAGCUCCUGUCACCAGAGGUACAAGAAUGGCCGACCUAUUCACCCAAAUGGGCCAGUCGGCAUAGCGACGGUUUUGUGUCGGCCUCUUUAUACUCCGGAAGCUUGUCGGGAGGUACCGUCCCGAGAAACAUUGCGCCAUGCUCUGCUGUGACAGCUGUGAUGAGAAAUCCUAUUUACACAGCCUGGAGUCAUAGAAUUGCCACCAGCAAUUGCUCAUCGGCAGCCAAUCAAUAUUGCCACCAACACCUGCAUCCCAGUACUCAACACCAAGGACAUCUCAGUUUGGAUCUGAGUCACAAGCACACCAGUGAGUGCUCUGAAAAUACACGCUCCAGAUCAUCCCACGGUUCAAAUUCACUGCCUUCUAGUGCAAGACUGGUAGGUUCCUCCAGCAAUUUACAGUAUAGAACAGAACGAAUAAAAAUACCUUUGACACCAAGGUACCCAAGGUCCAUCAUUGGUUCUGACAGAGGUUCCUUGUCUCAUUCCGAAUGUAGCAGUCCCAGCUUGGUAACUCCUCCCCAGUCACCCCUUAACUUGGAGACCUCCUCGUUUGCCAGUAGCCAAUCACAAAAUUCUCUUUCCACCUUGCCCAGGAUUUCGGUGAGCCCGGUCUCAAUGGGGCAACGUCGAAAAGACAAAUAUUUGUUCCGUAAUAGGUCUUUUCUGAGAAUUCCUGUGGCUCCUACGCCAAAGUUCUGUUCCCUCAGGAGUUUGAGACCCUACAUGGAAGAACCGCGUCAAGUCAAAGUGCAGAAGGGGGCCGAACCCCUCGGGAUCUCCAUUGUGUGCGGGGAAAAUGGCGGAAUAUUCGUCUCGAAAGUAACCGGUGGCAGCAUUGCCCAUCAGGCCGGCCUUGAAUACGGCGAUCAGUUGUUGGAGUUUAAUGGCAUCAACCUGCGGAACGCCACGGAACAACAAGCUCGGCUGAUCAUUGGGCAGCAGUGCGACACCAUAACUAUUUUGGCACAGUACAACCCCCACAUGUUCCAGCUGGGCAAUCAUUCACGAUCAAGCUCCCGUCUGGAACCGGUGAGUAGUCAUUCCACUCCACAAGGCAGUGGAGCUCCAACUCCUGACAGCCAUUCCAUAAUCGAUACUGUGAGCGAACAGGAUGAAGGGACCAUGACUCCUCCGUCCAAGGACACCACUCCAACCACCAGUCCCCGCAAUUCAGUUAGGAGUUCUGUUGACACGAUUAAAAGGACACCUGAACCUAGAACGGUUAACAUCAAGAAAUUUCAAGCGGAGCUCGGAAUCCAAAUUGGUGGUGGGAACAUGCAUGGAAUAUUUGUCUCUGACCUAGAAGAUGAAAGUCCAGCCAAAGGAUCUGAAGGUCUAAUGCCAGGAGAUCUAAUACUGGAGUAUGGGUCCGUUGACAUGCGAAAUAAAACAGCAGAGGAAGCUUACCUUGAAAUGCUCAAGCCAGGUGACACCAUUAGAAUAAAAGCUCAGUACAGAAUUGAAGAAUUCAACAGGCUGAAAGAUUUACCCGGAGAUGGUUUCUAUGUCAGGGCACUCUAUGACCGCCUAGCAGAAGUUGAGCAGGACUUGAGUUUCAAAAAAGAUGACAUUUUGUAUGUCGAUGACACUCUGCCCCAAGGAAACUUUGGCUGUUGGAUGGCCUGGCAGCUGGAUGAAAAUGCUCAGAAGCUGGAAAGAGGACAGAUCCCCAGCAAAUACAUAAUGGAGCAGGAAUUCUACAGGAGACACAGCAUGUCCGAAGCCAAAGAUGACAACAGCUCCUCGAAGGCAUCCUCGGCUGCGGCCCGCCGAUCCUUCUUCCGAAGGAAACACAAACACAAGCGCAGCGGCUCCAAAGACGGAAAAGAUUUGCUGGCCCUUGACACCAUUAGCACAGACUCCAUUCCUUUCUUGGACGAUGCUGUAAGCCUGGCGUAUCAACGAGUCCAAAAGGUAGAUUGCACAUCUCCUAGACCGGUGCUUAUCCUUGGACCAUUACCUGAUGCUGUGAAAGAUAUGUUGGUCAAAGAAUCACCAGGGAAAUUUUGCAGGUGUCCUCUUGAGGUGAUGAAAGCUUCUCAACAAGCCAUUGAACGGGGUGUGAAAGACUGUCUAUUCAUAGAUUACAAACGUAGGAGUGGGCAUUUUGACGUGACAACUGUGGCUUCCAUUAAGGAAAUAACUGAGAAGGAUUGUCACUGUCUCUUGGACAUCGCACCUCACGCCAUCGAGCGGCUGCACAGCAUUCACAUCUACCCAAUAGUCAUCUUCGUUCGCUACAAAAAUGCCAAGCAGAUCAAAGAGCAAAAAGAUCCCGUCUUCUUGAAAGACAAGGUGACGCAGAAACAUUCCAAAGAGCAAUUUGAGACGGCUCAGAAGAUAGAACAGGAAUAUAGCAAGUAUUUCACAGGCGUCGUCCAAGGAGGACCCCUUUCCGUCAUUUGCACUCAAAUCAUGACCACAGUGGAUCAAGAGCAGAACAAAGUCCUGUGGAUUCCUGCUGGGCCCCCCUAGAUCGAUGCCAUGAAAAAUACUGUUAACUUUUGCAACAGAUUGUACCUAAGCAGCUGACAGGGGGGUGUCCAUUUGUUGUAGUCACCUAUGUGGUAGGUUCGAAAGCAUCACAAGCAACGUUAUCCGCGAGGCGUGUUUGGAAAGCAGUGAUGCAUUACUGACAGCAGAAUUCUUCUCAUUUUUGUCUCGGCGUGGACGAUCAAAUCCAAGAGUCCUUUUUUCAGAAAAGAAAAAAAGAAAAAAAAAAACCCGAAGACACUGCGAGAAAAAUGGAAAGAAAUCCUUUAGAUUACGUUUACAAAACCUUUUGCCCUUCUCCCCAAGAUUUUGGGUUUGUGUUUACUUGAAUUUUUUAAAAAAUAAUAAUAAUUUCUUUUGAGGUUCUCCGCUGCCCUCCCUUUAACCCACCCUCCCAGGCACCCCCAUGACAACGGUGUGAGAAGGACUCUCUUCUUGAAGUGUGGAUCCUUCAAGAGCAGCCAUUUUAUGUCAGGAUGACAUGCAUGGAUUUUGAGGGCUUCCCCCCACAGGUACUUGACAGGGGGGAAAAAAUUCCUCCAUGGGUCAGGCCACUGUGUGUCUGUGUCUGUCUGUCUGUGUAUACGUGUAUACGUCCCGUGUUCUUUGUCCAAAGUUACUGGUUUAUUUUAUGCAUGAAUUUUGCUAUUUAAAUAUCAUGAUGUACCCAGUGUGCUCCUUGUCUCUUUUUAAGAAUUGAGUUCGUACCUCGCAUUAAAACCAUAAAUCAAAAGGGGUUAUAAUUUAGGGCUAGACUGUUUAUGUUACUAGGUGUAGAUAGUUUACACAACGGGGAUGGACACUGACAUUGGUGAAAGUUGGAGUAAAAUAGCCAUAGGGAUUUUUUUUUUAUUUAAUUAGAAACACAGUUCAGUUUUAGGGACCUGAAAGCUUCUAGUUUCGUCUAUGACUGUUAGUUUUACCACUGUUGGGGGAAAAAAAAAACAGGUGUAUGUUUUUUUUUUUAAUUCGUUAGAAUUCAUAUUUCCUGCCUGUAUCGAUCUCUACUGUAUAUUGCCUUUUCAUCUUCCCUUUCUCUUUUUUUUAAAAAAAUUAGGACUUUCUUUCCCCACCCCACCCCCAACCGUCAUUUUAUUAUAUUUUUUUUUCCUUCAUGAAAUAAUUGCAUGUCGUGUUUUGUAGGUACUGUACCUUGAUUGCUAAAGUUUUCUUUAGAGCUGCAUUUGCGGCGAACGUUCCUAACAUUUCAUUAGAUAGGGGAGAAAAAAAAAAUUUUUUUUUUUUUGUUCUGUGGGCUUGCCUUCCAGUUUUGAGGGGGGUUUCUUUUCCCUUUUUUAUUUGCAUUAAUUUUUUUAAAAAAGGGAUUUUUCUUGCACAAUGACUCGAAAGCAGCACUUGGUUGGAAAUUAUACCUUCUGUUUUACAGAUACUGUUUUGUAGUUCUGAAUACCAGAGAGAAAGGAACAAAAAAAAAGAAAAAUGUAGAAAGGUUAUAUAAUACACGCGGAGUGGAAAUAUUGUUUAUAAGUUGAGGGACAGCAGUUCUAUUUUCUUUUUUUUAAAAGGAGAGAGGCUUGAGACGGACUACGGUACGAUGAAAGGAACCAAUACUGUUCCAGCAGUAACUUUUCUGUACUAAAAAUGUCACUUUAUAUCAAAACAAAAAUAAAAGAAACUUAAGUAUUGUGUUAAAUAAAGGUCAAUUUCUAUAA
Pantherophis guttatus is the source of this 9177-nucleotide messenger RNA. RefSeq names its product discs large MAGUK scaffold protein 5 (gene DLG5). NCBI's taxonomy places the organism in Eukaryota, Metazoa, Chordata, Lepidosauria, Squamata, Colubridae. The record is from RefSeq and is a predicted model, not a curated record. Gene Ontology annotation, molecular function: protein binding. Gene Ontology annotation, cellular component: plasma membrane. Gene Ontology annotation, biological process: regulation of apoptotic process; negative regulation of hippo signaling.